AUGUUCUCACUUGUGUCUGUGUUCGUCCUGGGCGUGGCUGCUGCCGCUGCCAUCGAGCUGAGCCCCAUCUACUCUUCACCAACGGCGCACUUGGUGAAGCCACUGCUGAAGACCGUCGAGGUGGAGGCGCCUGCCCAUUACGACUUCUCCUACUCCGUGCGUGACGACCACACCGGCGACAUCAAGAGCCAGACGGAGUCUCGCAAGGGUGAUCAGGUCCAGGGACAGUACUCGCUGAUCGAUGCCGAUGGCUACCAGCGCAUCGUGGAUUAUACAUCGGAUGCCCACAACGGCUUCAAUGCCGUCGUUCGCCGUGAGCCUCUGGGCCAGAAGAUCAUUAAGGCUGCGCCCAUUGCCAAGAUUGUGUCCCCCUUGCCAUUGGCCUAUGCGCAACCCAAGCUGUUGGCUGCCCCCAAGCUGUCCCUGGGCCUGUACCAAUAGGAUCGAGUCAAAGCGAUAGAGCUAGAGCGAGAGAGAGAGAAUUCCAAACACUGAUUUCAUUGCAUUGACGACCCAUCUCAAACUGAACACUCAACUCAACUGAAAGCCACUAUAACUAUAACUGUAAUUGUAACAUUUCUAGCCACUAUUUUCAAUACUUUCCAUUGCUCACAUUCACACGCACUUAUGUACGC
Drosophila mojavensis is the source of this 635-nucleotide messenger RNA. It is a transcript of the gene Cpr30F, whose product is annotated as cuticle protein. Bases 1 to 441 code for a protein of 146 amino acids. Lineage: Eukaryota; Metazoa; Arthropoda; Insecta; Diptera; Drosophilidae. The transcript has 2 exons. The record is from RefSeq and is a predicted model, not a curated record. Gene Ontology annotation, cellular component: extracellular matrix.